AUGCCCCCCAAGACUGUCGAAGAACAGCUGGCGGAGCUUGAAAUGGAGGCGCAAGCACCAGCUCCCCCGCCCAAGAAGGCAGCCAAAGCGUCACGACAACGAUUCGAACAGGACACAGAUGCACUUAAGGAGCUGGAGGAGCUCGAGGCCCUGGAGAAGUUCCAGCGCCCAGAAGUACCUCGCCCAGCAAGCCGGCCAGACACACCUAAGCUGUCAUCGUCGACAGCCUCGAGCAACCGUCGCACAGCCGGCGUCGUGACCCCUUCCUCCACAGGCUCCGCCCGCACCAGUGAGGAUAGGCCCGCGGUGCCGAGGAAGUCAGGAGAGAGCACUCGAUCAUUCCACCAGAGUUUUGCGCCGACUGAAGAAGAGCCCGCGAGGCCAGCACCACAGCCAGCGGAAGCCAAACCAGCUGGAGGGUCGUGGUGGGGAGGCGGCUGGGGAGGCAUCAUCUCACAGGCCACUGAAGCUGCCAAUGCAGCAAAGAAGCAGGCGGAGGCAGCAUACCAGGAACUCCAGAAGAACGAAGAAGCACAGCGAUGGGCAGAGCAAGUGCGCGGCAACGUUGGCGCUCUGCGCAGCAUCGGCGGCGAGCUGGGCCAACGUGCCCUCCCGACCUUCUCCAACAUUCUCCACACCCUCGCACCGCCCAUAUCGCAACAUGAGCGCCUACAAAUCCACAUCACACACGAUCUCAUUGGCUACCCUUCCCUCGACCCCAUCAUCUACCAGACCUUCUCCUCGGUUAUGGCCCAAGUUGAGGGCGGCGACUUGAUGGUCAUACAGCGAGGCUCCGAAUCAACACAACGCAGCUCCGUAGAGGGAUACAGAGGCGGCGGUGGCGGCUGGAACGACGGCCCCUGGUGGCGCGACACCGAGAAGCGGGACCUGAGUGUUGUAAAUGGGCUUGCGGAAGGCACGAAACUAGUGCGAGUCAGCGCGGAGGCAUAUGCCAACGAGUUCUUUGCCGCAAGAGGCGGCGUUGAGCAAGCUGCACAGCAGGCAACCGAAGUGCUGAGCGAAUCAAACCCCGUACGGAGCAGCGACAUCUUCCUUGCGAUACAAGCUGUGAGCUUCUCCGCGCAAGCUGGUCUCUUCGCAACUUCCUCGUCAGAAGAGAAGAAAGAAGUUGAGGAGCAGAAGGAUGAGGACGGACAAGUUGCGUUUGCCAUCUACCUGUACGACCCUAUUCACGGUAUCAGCUUCAAGGCUGUCAGCCAGUCCUUCCCAGCCAAGUGGGCUGAGUGGCUGGAUGCGCCUGCGAACACUGAAGCAGCAGGUGAAGAGCCACAGCUGCCACAAGAAAUUCAACAGAUCAUCGAAACUGGUGGUGUAGACCCUCGCGAAUGGGUAUCGGAAUGGAUGGAGGAGACACUCAACCUGAGCGUAGGUAUAGUCGCCCAGCGAUACGUUGCGCGAAGAAUGGGUGUAGGCGAGGGAGGUCUAGGAAGAGGCAAAGCACGCGAAGCAGUUGUAGAAGCAGGCGGUGGUGAAGCUGCGCGAGCCGGUAUCAUCUGA
Parastagonospora nodorum SN15 is the source of this 1518-nucleotide messenger RNA. RefSeq lists its product as hypothetical. Bases 1 to 1518 code for a protein of 505 amino acids. Lineage: Eukaryota; Fungi; Ascomycota; Dothideomycetes; Pleosporales; Phaeosphaeriaceae. The record is from RefSeq and is a predicted model, not a curated record. The transcript is spliced from 2 exons.